ACAAGCUGGCGCUCCGGUAGUGAGAGUCGCACACGAAGACGAGGCGACGGCUAUUCGAGCGAAGCACCACAGCGUCAACGCCCUACGCCACACCUACGAGGAUGUUUUUUCGGAAACCUUGGGCUUGAUCAAAGGACCACCAGCCAGCCUCCUGCUGAAGGACGACGCGGUCCCCAAAUUCUGUCGAGAGUUCGUCCUGGUUACCGACCACCAACCACUUCUGGGACUGCUGAGACCCGACCGCCAGACGCCUGCAAUGGCCGCAGCUCGCAUCCAACGGUGGGCCCUCUACCUUGGAGGUUACCGUUACAAGCUUGAAUAUGCCCCAGGAAGGCAGCUACUGAAUGCGGAUGCUCUGAGCAGACUGCCGCUGCGGUGCCAAGAUGCCGCCACGGAACCUGAACCCGAAGAAAGGACCCCACAGAAAGCCGGACUAUCGCCAUCGGAAAUGCUGCUGGGGUACCAGAUACGGUCACGCCUGGACACGUGCUUUCCUGCGACGACUGCGCCCAAUUCUAAAAAGGAAAGCGACGAUUUGUUACCACCAACGAACUGUGAUGUGCAUGUCCGCAACUACGGGUCCAAUGGUAGAUGGAUGCCAGGACGUGUAACAGCUACAUCGGGAGGACGGAUGGUCACAGUGGAGACACCUCAAGCAAUCGUGCGGCGUCACAUAGAUCAAGUGCGUACUCGUAGGGGAUUUUCGCAAGACGAACCACUGUGGACCCAUCCAGGUGAUAUCAGCAAAGGCAAUACACCGAGCACAACGCCACUCGACCCACCGCCACCCGCGAACCCCGAUGAAGCUGUGGAAGCGUCACCCCAAGAAACUCUCCCAGUCACCGACCAGCCUGAGCCUGCUGCAGUCCCAACACCCCUGGCAGCUACGACGGAUCAAGAAACCGCACAACCGCUCCGGCGCUCCACAAGAACACGCAAGCCAGUGCAUCGUUUUUAAGGAGGAAGAAAUGUUGUAAAUGCGGUGUCAAACCACCACGUGAUAUGCGCGCUGUCA
Rhipicephalus sanguineus (brown dog tick) is the source of this 1015-nucleotide messenger RNA. RefSeq lists its product as uncharacterized. The record is from RefSeq and is a predicted model, not a curated record. Bases 257 to 958 code for a protein of 233 amino acids. The transcript has 3 exons. NCBI's taxonomy places the organism in Eukaryota, Metazoa, Arthropoda, Arachnida, Ixodida, Ixodidae.